Molecule: messenger RNA, 5098 nt
Organism: Nerophis ophidion (straightnose pipefish)
Lineage: Eukaryota; Metazoa; Chordata; Actinopteri; Syngnathiformes; Syngnathidae
Product: segment polarity protein dishevelled homolog DVL-1-like
Exons: 14
Coding region: 276-2510 (744 amino acids)
Biological process (GO): intracellular signal transduction; canonical Wnt signaling pathway
Cellular component (GO): cytosol
Molecular function (GO): frizzled binding
Source: RefSeq, a predicted model, not a curated record
UGUGGAAAACAAGCCCAUAUUCCCAGCAGCGAAACUGCGAGGAUGUGGACUGUCGGUCCCUUCCUGUUUUACGGCCACUGUCGCUCUGUGGGGCAGAAAGACGGCAGCUCCAAAGGCGAACAUGUCUGGAUCCACGCUGGGUUCGUCCCCCACGCGGACUGCUGUCCUCGGAGCCGAGUGUUUUAUUAGCGCGUAGAGCUCGCUGCUAACCUAGCCAGCGAGGCCUGUUUAUUGCCGAGCUCUCCCUGGCUGUCAAUGCGUGUCCUCUCGGGCUCAUGGCGGAAACCAAAAUCAUUUAUCACAUAGACGAGGAGGAGACUCCCUAUCUGGUCAAACUGGCCGUUUCUCCAGACAAAGUCACCUUAGCCGAUUUCAAAAAUGUCCUCAAUAAUCGUCCCGUCCACAGCUACAAAUUCUUCUUCAAAUCCAUGGACCAGGAUUUCGGGGUCGUCAAAGAAGAGAUUUCCGAUGACAACGCCAGGCUUCCUUGCUUUAACGGGAGAGUGGUGUCCUGGUUAGUGCUUGCAGAGAACGCUCACUCUGAUGGAGGAUCUCAGUGCACAGAGAGCCACCCAGAGCUCCCACCUCCUCUUGAGAGAACAGGCGGGAUUGGUGACUCCCGGCCCCCGUCUUUCCAUGCCAACGCGGUGAGCAGUCGUGAUGGCCUCGACACGGAGACAGGCACAGAGUCUCUCCUCAGCCACCGCCGGGAACGUGAAAGAGAGCGCACUCGGAGGAGAGCUCGUGAAACUGAAAUCCCUAGAAUCAACGGUUACUCUAAAUCGGAGCGCACAGCAAGGGACUCGGCCAUGGGUUAUGACAGCACCUCGAUGAUGAGCAGCGAGCUGGAAUCCAGCUCGUUUGUUGACAGCGAGGAAGACGAAGACGCAAGCAGGCUCAGUAACUCUACCGAACACAGUACUUCCUCCCAGUUGAUGCGCAGGCACAAGCUACGCCGGCGGAGGCAUAAAGUGGCUAAAAUAGAUCGGUCUUCAUCCUUUAGCAGUAUCACAGACUCAACCAUGAGCCUCAACAUCAUCACUGUUACACUUAACAUGGAGAAGUACAACUUUCUUGGCAUCAGUAUUGUUGGUCAGAGUAACGACCGUGGUGACGGCGGAAUCUACAUUGGCUCCAUCAUGAAGGGUGGAGCUGUGGCUGCUGAUGGCAGAAUAGAACCUGGAGACAUGCUCCUCCAGGUGAAUGACGUAAACUUUGAAAACAUGAGCAACGACGAUGCUGUAAGAAUCCUGAGAGAAAUUGUUUCCAAAACAGGUCCUAUUAGUCUGACUGUUGCCAAAUGUUGGGACCCUUCUCCGAGAAGCUACUUUACCAUCCCUCGUGCUGAGCCGGUCAGACCCAUUGACCCUGCUGCCUGGAUUUCACACACCACUGCCCUAACAGGACCCUACCCUCACUAUGGUAACAACAGCACCCUCAUUCCGUUAUACCGUAGGAUGGCAAUGUUUAACUGUAGUUGGUCAUUUCAAUUAAUUUUGGAUUUUUUGCUAUUUGCAGAGUUCGACGAUUUGCCUCUAUCAACAAGCAAAACCGAUAUGGCGACCAUUGUCAAGAUAAUGCAGUUGCCAGACUCUGGCCUGGAGAUUCGUGACAGAAUGUGGUUGAAGAUCACUAUUUCCAAUGCUGUUAUUGGCGCUGACGUGGUAGACUGGCUCUAUUCUCGAGUAGAGGGCUUCAAAGACCGACGAGAUGCCAGGAAGUAUGCGAGUAGUCUGCUGAAACAUGGCUACCUGAGACACACUGUCAACAAGAUCACCUUCUCUGAACAAUGCUACUACACCUUCGGGGACCUCUGCCAAAACAUGGCGUCGCUCAAUUUAAAUGAGGGCUCCAAUGGAGGCGGCUCCGAGCAGGAGGCGUUGGCACCGCUUCCUCCUGCCACCAACCCCUGGCCAAUGGGUGGGCAGCCUUUCCCCUACCCUCCCUUCCCAUCUGCACCCCCCAGCUUCCCGCCUGGAUACUCGGACCCAUGCCACAGUGGGAGUGCAGGCAGCCAGCACAGUGAGGGGAGCCGCAGCAGUGGAUCCCACCCCAGUGCAAACAAAGGUAGGCGCUCGUCCCCGCAGGAGAAGUCGCACAAGGCAACAUGUGGGGAGUCCGAGCCAGGCGUCCGUGGAGGGAGGCGUGACGACCGGUGCGCCAGUCAAAUGAGCCAUCACAGUCGCGCCCGAUCCAGUUUGAGUCAUGGUCCCUCGCACAAGAACCAGUACUCCUUCACCCACAGCCAUGCCCCCUUCUCCCCGCCUGGACCAGGCUCCUGCGCCCACAGUGAGCAAAGCCACGCCUCCUCCUACGGCCCUCCGGGGUUGCCGCCGCCGUAUUGUCUUGCCCGACUGGCCCCGAAAGCCUCGGUCAGCAGCAGCGGCACGCCACCAGGAGCUCCCCCCGGGAGGGAGUUAGCCGCCAUUCCCCCUGAGCUCACGGGCAGCCGCCAGUCCUUCCAGCACGCCAUGGGCAAUCCCUGUGAGUUUUUUGUGGACAUCAUGUGACAGGACAGUGCCUUCUAAAACACUACAGCUCCAUUUGUUAUUUAACAACUCCACUACUACUGUGUCGCAAAGGAUUAUGGGAAGGAAGAGCACAAUUGUGUGGCUGGAUGCAUGUUCAGUGUACAGUUUAAGUGAUUCCGGAAAGAUCACUCCAUCGUGGAUGUGUGUUCCUCUGCAAGACCUUGGCCUGGAUCUCAAUCCCCAGACCGUCACCCUCAUGUCGCACUUAUUGUUUUUUAUGUUUUCUAUUUUUGGGAGCUGAUGGGAAAAAAAAAAACGACACGCCGUCCCCAACUUGUGACUGUAGCAUAGCCACUGAGUUUUAGAAGCUCUAACCUGCCAACAAGCUACCUCCGACAGGGUAGCGAUCGGCACGUAUCUUCUUCAUCUCCCAAAGGGUGGUGGGGCGGCUUAACGCAUGACUUUCUUAAAGAAAGUUUCACAUUUUGUUCAAAGUUUUAUACCUUUAUUUGGGGCCGGAGGCUGCCUCCUGCCAAAAAAGAACCAUUCGUACACUGGAAGAUGUUUGUGUUAUUUAUGUGAUUGCUUUGCAUUGCUAGUGCCAUAUGUCAUCAGUAUGGCUGACUGACAAUCAGACAUCCGUCAAUCAGUGGCCAGCGUUCACAAUUGUUGCUGUGUUCUGUCGAAUGUACCGUCAUCCCCGUCACGUUCACUGUCAACGUCUUUAAAUCUGAUUGCAAACAGCGGACAUCUCCUACAGAGGUUGUUUUAGUUGGUGUCCUCAAUCAACAGGCAGUCCCUCCAGGAAUUUGCGAUGAUCGUGCCAAUUCAUUUGGCAAUUAGGUCAGUUUUUUGCCAAGAUAAUUCACAUCACAACACAAUUGUUGUCCUGCCCUUCCUCUUCCUGUCUCGGGCACGAAGAACUGGCAUCCUCACAUUCUAGUUUAUAUGUAUUUAAAUAUGUAUUUAAACAGGGUAAUAUGACUAAGAACCGAUUUCAAUUUGCAAUUCUGACCUUGCUCCGUUUACAUUAAAGCCAGAUAAGGUUAUCCAGGGUAGAUCACACCUAACUUUAUCCGUGUCCACACACAAUGCCAACGUUUAAGACGCCCUCCCCCUCCCUCUGCUGGUGCAACGCGACCUAGUACGCAUGUGUGAGGAAAAAAAAUUUGUUGUGUCAUUUAGAAGUGUAUAGAAAAUGUCUGCUCUUAUUGUGAAGAAUAAUUAUUUUUGUGGUCUGACGACGAGGUGGAAUUACUCUUAAAAGUGACUCAAGACUAUAAAACCUCCAUGGCGGCGAGGAAUGCUGAUUGGUGGUCCUCGCCAUCGAAAUACGGGCACAUUCUGUCGCGGUUUUUGGUGUGCUACCCACCAAAAGGAGGACAUAAAUAAAGGUAUGUUUUUGUUAGUUUAUUCUGUCUUAAUUUGACCACAUUUCCCGUCUGGGUGCGGUCUUUUAUGGCGUCACUUCCUAUCCGAAGUCGCUUUGUAAACCAUCAAUGAGUCCAUACAAAGCUAAGUGCCGGAGAUUCAAGAAUUACACGGCCGACUUACCCGUGUAAAAAUUUGUCCGAGGAGGGGGACCUUAAACGCUGGUUUAGUGUGGCUGAAACGGGGCUUGGGCUAAAUAAUUUUUCUUUUAAGGGGUUAAACAUGGCCUUGUGAAGCUAAUCUCGCCUCAUCUCUCAUUGACUGACACAAAUUAGCGCUAGAAAUGUCUCUCAGCAAUUCACAAAUGCUCCUAACAUACAUCUGUGAAUGUGUGGGUACAUAAAUGAAUGUUUUGAAUGGACAAAUGGUUUUCCAGCAAAAAAACACACAGACAAUUUCUGCAACUUAACUUGUUGACAGUGAUGUUUAUUUCUGUAAUUGUAAUAAUGAAAUAUAACAGUACAGUAAUUUGACAACGAGCGGUGUUUGUUUUCCAAAUUGUGUUGAAAUCCUGUGAUUUUUGAGGUUAAGGUUUCAAGUAACAACAUUCAUAAUAAAUUCAAUAAAAUCACAAGUUAAAUAACUUUUAUUGGGGAAAAAAAAUAAGCCUCAAACUUGUGAAAAAUAUGCCGCCAAUCAAAGUUUAGGCUGUGUCAAUCACACACAAGCCUGCACAAUUUUGGCGGGACUGAUCAGGGCUGUGUGAUAUGAGCAGCUGUGUAUUUAUUUGAUCUUCUCAACGUUGAUGUUGCUUUCGCAAACAAAGUUGAUAUUUCUCGAUUUUUGGGGGGAUUAGCAAAAAUUUUAAUUUUGAAGAAAAUACUUUCAAUGAUCGGUAUUUUUAGUCACCGUUCAUUCCCUUCACUGGUCAUUAAGUGACUCAUAAGGUUUUGUAGUUUCGCUGUGGCAAAUGUGGACAAACUGUCACACAGCCCUACUGAGUGACUGACUUUUUGCAAUGUGAUGUUAUCAAGAGGGAGCCGUCUGAAGUACAGUACAUGUCAGUACUGUAGAUAUUGGCUGUACCAAAUUAAUGACAAAACAAGAGGCCAACAAGUUUAAUGAGCACUUUGCAAGUUGUAGUCUGAAACACUGUUUGCAGUCAUAACGUUCUCUUUAAUUGUCUUUCUUUACAAAAGAAAAGUUGAUUGUACAUACAAAUUUAUUAUAAAUGAUUAAAAAUCUAUAUGUUGGAA